Molecule: messenger RNA, 304 nt
Organism: Staurois parvus
Lineage: Eukaryota; Metazoa; Chordata; Amphibia; Anura; Ranidae
Source: the annotation of a GenBank genome assembly
AUGUAUGUGAAAUGGUUUGAUACAGUAAUGUUAUACUAUGUAAUUUUAGUGAAUGUCACUUUUUGUCAUUUUUAAAUUUCCCGCUGCGCCAUUCCCGUACGUCCCGACGUUGCGGGGGACGGAACCCAGAAGACAGAUGCCGGCAUCGGCUGGAGGACAUGACAGGGGAUGCUGCAGGAGAGACAUCGCGGGGGAGGACAAGGUAAGUGAAGAAGAGAUCCCGGAGCAACGCUGCAGGGUAUUCCUGAGUGUAGCUCGGGGUUACCGCUUGUGUUACACUCGGGAAUACCGCCAGGGAGGCUAC